AUGAAUCGUCGGAAGCUAACAAGUGUUCCUUCUAAUGCAUCAAACGAAUCCAAACCUAUAAAGAGGUAUGUUAAAUCUUUAUACCGUAAAUUCCGUAAUGCUCAAGCAAGCGAUCUCAAUAGAGCGCGUUCGCAUCAUUUAGCGGACUCAGCGAUUUGAAGUGAGGAAACAGCGGCGAAAGAGGCGUUUUGAGGAAACCGCGGAUGACCGCUGUUUCGCCAAGCUCAAAUCGUGGCGAGACCAGCCGCGGCGCUUUUGUCGAAACGGCGGAGGAACGCCGUUUCAACGGAAAACAACGCAGUGUUCUGGCGGAGUUCUGGCGAAACAGCGGAGGCACUGUGGCGAAACACGGUUGUAUUAUAGGGGCACCGGACAGAAAGGGCGCGCUGUUCGCAAUCUGACCGAAUUUCUAGGCCGCGAUGUAAUUUUCCACUGAAAACGUGGCCUAACUUUUCAAACUCGGCCCCGAGGUCGCUCAAUUUGCACUGCAAAAAGAGUUUCUCAACAGAGCGCCAUUUCUGUGCGGUGCCCCUAUAAUAAGUGUGUUCGACCCGCUUUCUGCCGCUCUUUCCUCACUUCAAAUCGCUGAGGAUUGGUAUUCAUUUUUUGAACUGAAAAUCGUGAUUUUUUCAAUUUUCUCUUCAUAAGCUUAAUUGCGCAUCUUUUGAGCUCUCAAACAUCAAAAAAAUAUAUAAAAAUAUAUAUAUAGUAUUGGCAAUUUGCAAACCCUUUAAGGCGACCUGAUAAUUUUCGCGGUGAUUCGGAUAAAAUCCCUUAAAAUGGGCAAAUUUCCCGUUAAAUUACAUUGUAUUUUUGCUAUUUUAGCACAGAAACCCAGUAAAUCGCGUGGCCCCUUGUAUGCAUACUUCCUACCGUACUCCUCGAAAAAUUAUUGCGAAACUGAAUUUAAUCUAGCAGCUAAUCUGGCCGAGUUUUUCUGCCGCAUUGUAAUUUUCAGUUGUUUUUUACUGUAAAUGUGGCCGAACCUUUUCGUUUUUCCUCAAACUCGGCGCCAGUUUGCACUGCAAAAAGAGUUUCUCAACAGAGCGCGAUUGCAGUCAAAUGCCCCCAUAACAGAUAAAUUUCUUUAUUUCAGAAAAAAUGGAAACCCUGAUAGAACAACACUCAUGCUGGUUGUUAUAUUACUGGUUUUUCUGAUCACCGAGUUCCCCCAAGGAAUCAUAUCAAUUCUUUGCGCAAUUUUUACAACCGAUGUUCAUAGGUUCGGAGGAGAAACAACCAAUUCAGAAUGGGAAUAAUUUCUUAAGGUAUCUAUAUUUUUACAUUGGCGAUGUCUUGGAUCUCCUCUCGCUAGUCAAUUCAUCGGUUAAUUUUGUUUUGUACUGCGUUAUGUCAUCCAGAUACAGACAAACGUUUUGGGAAGUCAUUAUUCCAUCAUGGGCUUACUCGUGAGUUACCUAAACAGUUUUCUAUAGGAUUACUUGGUUAUAACCAAGUAAUUAACUAAAAACGGUAGAAAUUAUCAUCUCGUGAUGAGAAUUUCCGUACGGUCCGUCCCGUGACCAAUAUGGAAAUUUAGGCUGUUAACGUCACGAAUACGGACAUCAAUAGAAGUCUCUCAGCUCCAAAUGAAUAAUAGCGUUCGACGAGGACGGUAAGUGCUUCUCUCAAAAUUUCAUUAAUUACGAAACGUUUCCAGUAAGCUGAGUUACACUCAACUAGCGACAGAGCCGGACAAUUUUCGAGACGUCCAGUACAAUUUCGAUGGUUCUAUAUCGGAGAAUAUGAACGCUCGAAACUUUUCCAAAUAA
Caenorhabditis sp. 36 PRJEB53466 is the source of this 1772-nucleotide messenger RNA. Lineage: Eukaryota; Metazoa; Nematoda; Chromadorea; Rhabditida; Rhabditidae. The record is from the annotation of a GenBank genome assembly.